CUGUUGAUUGAUACCUACUGACUCGGUGUUAGCGUUCACUGUCUUGGCUGCCGAGGCAUGGUACUUAUGGGUACAAGCAAAACUUCUUGUGCCAAAGACGCUUGGAACACCAGACAGGCACCAUCAAUCCCCAGCAGGAACGACUUUACCACGGCAAUCUCAUCGACACGUCAUCAUAUCAGCACCAAACCGAAACAACCCACCUAAAACACCCAACCAUGGCCACCCACCGCAAAAACCUCCACAAUACCUACACCUUUCCAACUUCGCCUUACCUAAAACCCAUCCUGAUUAGCGCCCUCGUCAUGGCCCUCUCUUCGCGGCAUGAAGUCAUCUCCCCCGGCUCGCCCUUGUACGACCACGUCCUCUCGCGGUCCGCCGACGCGCUGAAAGCCGCAACCUGGCUCCAGAACGGAGUGUUUUACGUGUUGUUUGGCGCGCACGCAGUGGAGACGGCGAUGUUUGCGAAGAGGUUGGGUGAGCAUGGGGUAGAUGUGUUUAGUGCGGCGUGGGUCAAGUGGAUGGUAACCUGUUAUGCCGGGGGGAUGUUUUGUUAUAAGCAUUUUGACCGGGUGGCGGGGAGGAUGUAGGGAGGGUGGGUUGUUCGGACGGUGCGAUGUGUGAGAAUAAAAAUCAAGAAUUGCAGCAUGAUAGAAUAUAUGUCAAAAUUAGAG
Messenger RNA from Dothidotthia symphoricarpi CBS 119687, 674 nucleotides. RefSeq lists its product as uncharacterized. Bases 219 to 590 code for a protein of 123 amino acids. The transcript has a single exon. NCBI's taxonomy places the organism in Eukaryota, Fungi, Ascomycota, Dothideomycetes, Pleosporales, Dothidotthiaceae. The record is from RefSeq and is a predicted model, not a curated record.